Molecule: messenger RNA, 1767 nt
Organism: Dissoconium aciculare CBS 342.82
Lineage: Eukaryota; Fungi; Ascomycota; Dothideomycetes; Mycosphaerellales; Dissoconiaceae
Exons: 2
Source: RefSeq, a predicted model, not a curated record
AAUGGCCUCAACAGAACCCGUUCUGUCCGCACCGGUGCGCCGGUCUCCGCCCGAGCGGCGGUGAGGAAACCUGCGCCCACAGACACCGCAGCCGACGAUGAGGCCAAGGCCGAAAUGCAGGCCCGCAUAGACGAGCUGCAAGAACGAUUACAACAGGUGGAACUAUCAUACGAAGAUUCACAGAAACAGUCGACCGUGCUCCAGGUCAAACUGGACGAGGCGCUGAAAGAGCAAGGCUUGCUGGAGGAGAACGUCCACGAACACACCGAGCGCAUCAACGAUCUCGAAAGCGAGAAGAAGGAGAGCAUACGUGCUCGGCGAGAGAUGGAGCAAAUCUACGAGUCUGAGCGCGCUGCGGCGCUCAAGGAAAAAGAGGACGCAGCAGCUCGGGAAGAGGAAAUGCAGCUUUCCAUGCAGAGAUUGAAGGAGACGCUCUCCCAGAAGGAACUGCGGGUCGGACUCGAUGAGGACCGCAAACCACAUCUCUCCCGGCAGUCAUCGACGCUCGCUCGGAGCAGCAACCCAUCGCCCAGCCCAGAGUCCUUCGAUCGACAAUUUGCGCCCUCCUCCAUCGAGCGAAGCGAUUCAUCGUCGCGCAGCGGCUCCAAGCUCAUUCUCCAGAAGGAUAAGCUGAUCGAGUCAUUACGUCUCGAACUGGCCGAGGCUCAGAUCAAGCUCGUCGAGGUGGAAAAUAUGGGAGGCGGCAGAAUGCAAGAGCUGCAGAGGCAGAUGUAUGAGAUCAAGAUGCAAAACGCGCGAUUGAUGGAGGAGAACGAGUCGUUUCAACUGCUGCUCAGCGAGAAGACGCUGAACGGCGACUUCCUGCGAGCACCGUCUACGACAGAAUCACGACCGCCGUCACAACCACAAGAAGCGCGGACCACACUCGCCGACGAGCUCGAUUCGCAAGAAGAGGGCGAGGGCGGCGAGGAAGUGCGACGCUUGCAGGCCGAGGUGAACGGCAUGAAGGACCAGAACAAGGCCUUGACGCUGUACAUUAACAAUAUCAUCUCCCGCCUGUUGCAACACGAGCAAUUCGAACAGAUCCUCGACAAGACCCCCGACCUCAUGGCUGGACCUGGUGCCGCGAGCCGGAAACACUUGGAGGUAGCUGCUGCCAACAAAGAAAAGGAACUCCCCCCAUCUCCCAUUGACAAGGACGGCCCCGGUGGCGAGGAGGGAGGCGCUGGAUUCCUCCAACGAGCCAAGAGCGUCAUCGGCAGCCGCCCGAAGCCUCGACCACAAUCGCAGAUCUACUCCGGUGACCUGUCAAAGGCUCUCCCCGAGCCCCUCAAGCUGAACGAAGAUCCCGCGACCGCACCGAGCGUACCCCUCGGCCGCUCCUCCUCCGUCCGCAGCAGCAUGGGCCACCGGCGCGCCAAUUCGGAAUGGCCCGCAGCCAGCCUGGUGACGAACAUGUACCGCGGGGCCUCCCCAGCCAUGUCCCCCCUGAGCCCCGGCCUCAGCUCUCCCACGCGAGGGACAUCCUUCUUCGGCCCCGGUGCUGCACUCCGUGCCACCUCAGGUGCCUCCCCUCCCCCGCGCAGCACCCCCUCCUCCCCACCCCGCAGCCUCGCCAGCAGCGGCGACAAGGACAGCAAAUCCUCCGGCGCCAUCAUGAUGGGCAGCCGGAUGCGCCCCUUGCGCCUCGUGCAGGAGAACGUCGACCAGGAAGACGCCGCGCGGAGGAACGGCGCCGCGGCCGCCGGCGGCGCAGCGGGCAACCGGAGCAGUUGGUUCGGCUGGAUGAACAAGGGACUUCCGGGG